AGUCACACGGACUAGAAAGAUCCUCUGUUAUUCCCUUGCAUUGACGUCAGCGUUACUCGUUCUGCGACUCGGCGUGAACACCGGUUCGCAAGAACGUUUUAUUAAACCGAAGGGGAACAAGUGCAUCCGGAUAAGGCAGCUCUUAUUCGGCAGAGAAAAAUCGACCCGGCAUAAUGUCACCCGUAUACUGUUAGUGACUCAAAUGCGGUCCGGGUCGUCAUUCGUGGCCCACCUCCUGACGCAGUCUCCUACGACUUUCUACACAGAAGAACCUGCCAGGGAGUUCUUCGGCCAAGACAGCGUCUCCGCCAGAGACCAAGGGCGGGAUGUCCUCGAUAUCCUGAGGGACAUCCUUCUGUGCAAUUUUUCCAUCAGGCCUCACUAUUUCGCCAAAAGGAUUUCGGGAACACAUUUUCACAAUCGAGACAACAUCAAACUGUGUCUGAGCGUCAACAGCCUCUGCUGGGACCCAGCUACCGAUUCGGCCUUGUGCAGCGCCGCCAAUGUGCAUCUGCUCAGACUGGUGGCCGUAGACCUAGGGGACCUUUCGCCCCUUCUCAAAGAACGUGACUUGAACUUGAAGAUCGUUCAUUUAGUGAGAGAUCCUAGGGGUGUCGUAGCCUCUAGGCAUCGCCUGAUAGAGGACGUCCCAUCUCUGGGCGAGGAUCUGACGAACGUUACUGCGAUAUGCGGGAGGUACAGCCGAGAUCUCAACGAAUCCUCGAUUAUUGCCAAAGAUUAUCCCAAUAGGUACACCCUCCUCAGGUACGAGGACAUGACCAAACGAACGGAGAUAAACGCCCGCCAGAUGCACCACUUCCUCGGCAUCCCUUACACGAAUCUCGUGGCGAGACACGUAGCCGAUCACGCCCUCGGCCUCGUUCCCGAAGAUUCGCAUCCGUAUGGCCUAAGCAGGAACGGAACCGCAGCGCCGUUCCGUUGGCGUCGAGCGAUGCCGUUUCAUCUGGUCAAGACCGUGCAAGACGAGUGCUCGAGGGUCCUGCACGCCUACGGAUACAGAGUUUUUCGUUCCGAGUCCGAACUUCGAGAUGAGGCCUUGGCGCCUUUGGUUCCGAUGCUGCCUGGAUUUCAACAUCUCAAGAGGUACGCGGCUGGAGGCAGAGCUUGAGAGGGAGGUCA
This is a messenger RNA of Macrobrachium nipponense, 1140 nucleotides long. RefSeq names its product carbohydrate sulfotransferase 1-like. The coding region runs from base 203 to 1129 and encodes 308 amino acids. Gene Ontology annotation, molecular function: N-acetylglucosamine 6-O-sulfotransferase activity. The transcript has 2 exons. The record is from RefSeq and is a predicted model, not a curated record. NCBI's taxonomy places the organism in Eukaryota, Metazoa, Arthropoda, Malacostraca, Decapoda, Palaemonidae. Gene Ontology annotation, biological process: sulfur compound metabolic process; N-acetylglucosamine metabolic process.